UUGACAUUUCAGAGGAACUCAAUGGAAUCAAAACUGCAGCAAAAGAAAACAUUAUUUGAUGAGGAGAAAAACACGCUAAUUGAGGACAAGAAAGAGCUUCAAUUAAAACUUGAAAAUGAGCAAAAGGAGAAAGCUGUGAAAUCGAACCAGCUAAUGGUCAGGAUAAAGGAUUUAGAAGAGAAACUCCGCAGAACAGAAGAAGCGUUGGAGCAACAAUCAGACCAAAACGACUGCAAUAAAAGCAACCUGGCAAAAUUUCAUCAGGAAACAACAGCCAAAGACCAAGAACUAUCAAAACUGGAAGGAAAUCUGGAAGAAGCAAGGAAAAGUUUGAAGCAACUGGAGAAAGAAAAUAUGGCACUGAAAAUGGCGAAAAUUGAGUUAGAGCAAAGAUGCUCGGAAAUGGAGAGUUUACAGGAAAAAAACGAAUCAACACGAGCUGAAGCGACCAAUCGAUCUAGACUAUUGAAAGACCAAAAUACCAUGUGCCUAGCCGAAAACGCCAGACUCCGAAACGAUCUAAACGUCUCAAAACAAGCACGGAGAGACUUAGAAAAUCUAAUAGACUCGAAAAAUGACCACAUACAAUCACUCGAGUUGCAAAUUCAGAAACUGGAAAAUCAAAUUUCUCAGUCGAAGAGAGAAAUUCUGAAUAAAAACGAAGACUUGAGAUGCAAAAUAAACGAACUGAAUCAGUUCAUAACUAGAAAAUCGGUCAUUCACUCUGAAAUGGGAACAAUAACCAGAAAACUACAAGAGGUCAAAGUUCAAAUCUUGGUUCGGAAUGACAUCGAAGUGAAAGACGAAGAAAUAGCGCUGCAAACUUUCGAGGAAAAAGUUGCUGUUUUUGAUUUGAUUGACAAAGAAAUAGAUCGAAUUAGUCUACAAAAAAGUCUUCUGGAAUCGAAAGCGAAAGAUUUAGUCAAAGAAGCCGAUGAAAAAGACAAAAACGUAGAGAAACUGGAAGAAAUCAUCAAAGAUAAAAUCAUAAUUGAGGUCGAAAAAGACGAAAAGAUUAAAUAUUUAGAAGAUGCCAAAAAAGAUUUGACAAAAAGUCAAACUGAUCUGCAAAUUGAGGUUGAUGAGUGUCGGGAAAAUAUUAAAAAGUUGCAGCAUCGGGGGGAGUUUUUGAGUGAAAAGGUUCGAGAGAUGGAGAAGGGGGAGAUCGAAAAAAUGGCUGAGUACAAUGCAAAGGUCAAAGAAAUCGGCAAGGAGAACGUGACGCUCAGCUUUGAUUUGGAGAAAAGCAGAAAAGAAGUGGAAGAGGCGAAGAGAGGUCAGAGUAGUGAGUGUGAACAACUGGAGAGACAGAUGAAAAACGAGAAAGACAGUCAUGAGUCGCUUCAGAAGAGACACGUGAACAUUCUGCGACUUCUGCACGAGGAGAGCGAAAAAGUGGACGAAUUGACAGUUGAGAAAACGAGACUCAGCAGAGAACUUGAAAAAGUCAAGCUGGACCUGAAGGAGCAAAAACAGAUACUUCGAGAUCAGAAUAAGCCUCUGAAGUUUGCGUCCAUGGACAAACGCAACUCGGAGGCGUUAAGUUUCUUCGAACAUCAUCCGAUUGAUUUUGAGUCGGACCAGUUAAUCAAAAAAAGCAAAUACCCUAAGAGCAGUAGGGAAACAGAGGCAGCUGAUACAGUAUGGAACUAUUGGCCGCUGGACCAAAACUACUGGAACAUCGAGAUAUCUGACGAUGAUGCGAAAUGGAUUCACCAGCAAAAAUCCAUAGUUGACUGCAGUCAUUUGCCACUGAUUGGAAGUGGACACUCAAGCCAAUCAUGUCCCACUUGUGGACAUUCAGAAGAGAAAUUAGACAGCAAGCUCCCUAAGUCAUACAACUCCAGAGUCCGUGAAAUGACUCAAAAUUUAAUGGACGAGAGGAAAUUCAUCACUCUGAGCUCUGCACUUCACCUGGAACCAGUGCCAGUGAAACUGAGAAAGUCUGGAUGGUACUAAAACUUCACGGGGCAUAUUAGUAUCGACUUAUAUUUGACACAGGAUACUGAUUAAGUGCACCAAAAUUACAAUAAAAAAUUUCUUGUAAUUAUUCAUUUUAUUCGAUAAAUUGGGUUGCCAUACAAUUAAA
Messenger RNA from Symsagittifera roscoffensis, 2089 nucleotides. RefSeq names its product myosin-11-like. The record is from RefSeq and is a predicted model, not a curated record. The coding region runs from base 22 to 1959 and encodes 645 amino acids. The transcript is spliced from 10 exons. NCBI's taxonomy places the organism in Eukaryota, Metazoa, Xenacoelomorpha, Acoela, Convolutidae.